UCCGACUGAGGCAUUCAAAUUCUUCCUGCCUUCUUGACCGGUACCAUUGCACAAUGUUCAGCGCCAUCCGAGUCGCCUCCAGGUCUGCGGCGUCAGCACGGACAUUCAGGAAAGCCAUUCCUGUUGCACGCGCUCCCUGGUCUACAGGAUUCGUCCGGACGCUAGUCACUAAAAGGUAUACUCAGGACCAUGAGGCUGUCAUUUUCGACGACAGCACUGGCGUUGGUGUUGUGAGCAUCACGGACUACGCACAGUCCAGUCUUGGAGAUGUUGUGUUCGUCGAGCUUCCUACAGUUGGCACUGAGGUCGCUCAGGGUGAUCAAAUUGGUGCGGUAGAGAGUGUUAAGGCGGCAUCAGAUAUAUACGCUCCCAUUUCAGGAUCAGUGGAGGAGGUGAACGGAGAGCUGAAUGGACAGCCCGGUCUGCUGAACAAGUCACCGGAAGGCGAUGGCUGGUUGUGCAAGAUCAAACUUACUGACCCUUCUGAGAUUGAAUCUCUCCUGACCGAAGAGGACUACAAGAAGCACUGCGAGUCAUAAGGUGACUGCAAUCUGCCGUAUAGGAAGGCUGGCGGAGUAGGGUCCUCAGACUUAGAGUAGAUGGCCACGCGGAUAGAUCUAGCACCGUAACAAUAUUUGCAAAAUAAUAUGGCAUCUUGUUUGUAGUCGAUCGAAAG
Somion occarium is the source of this 676-nucleotide messenger RNA. The record is from the annotation of a GenBank genome assembly. Lineage: Eukaryota; Fungi; Basidiomycota; Agaricomycetes; Polyporales; Cerrenaceae.